This is a messenger RNA of Sesamum indicum (sesame), 2085 nucleotides long. Its product is annotated as Eukaryotic aspartyl protease family protein. Gene Ontology annotation, biological process: proteolysis. Gene Ontology annotation, molecular function: aspartic-type endopeptidase activity. NCBI's taxonomy places the organism in Eukaryota, Viridiplantae, Streptophyta, Magnoliopsida, Lamiales, Pedaliaceae. The record is from RefSeq and is a predicted model, not a curated record.
GACGAAUGCAUCUCAGUUGACUCUGAACGCGGAGAGGAAGUAAAGUCUUCCCCUUCAUCCUCUUAUUCUUCCUCCUCCAUUCAAGAAGGGAGAAAUUCACAGAGAAGGAAAUGGAGGAGGAGAAUGACGAGCGGUCUCCUCGGCUGACAGGCGUAGUCAUAAUCACUCUCCCCCCACCAGAUAACCCUUCUUUUGGCAAAACUAUUACUGCUUUUACUCUGUCCGAUCAUCAUCCUCAAUCCCCUCAACUCGACCAACCGCAAUCAGCCCCUCAGGCCGGUGAAGCGCAGACGCCGCUGCAGGUCGUACCGCAGAACCAUGGCCCUCAAUCGUUGUUUUCGUUUGGAAGUCCCCGAAGAACCCUUCUGCCGGUUCUGGGCAUCUCUCUGAUCGCCUUGUAUAUUUGUGUCUCUAUUUCUCAAGAAGCCUUCUUCCAGUUAAAGGAUGAGCUAGGGAGUGAGGAUGAUCCUCAGAAGAACAAGUCUCAGCAUACAUUUAUUUUCACACUGUAUCAGAAGCGUUAUUGGGGCAAUAGUGGCUUGGGAGAUUUUGAGCUUAAACUUGGAAGACUUACUAGUAUUGACUCUCGAUCGUUCUCGGAGGAACUUGGUGAUGAGCUGAGUCGUGGAAGGAUCAACCCGAAAACGGCGUCUACUGCAUCCAAAAUUGAUGUUACUGAUGUUAUACCUGUUGGGGGUAACAUUUAUCCUGACGGGCUGUAUUAUACAUACUUGCAUUUUGGGAAUCCUCCAAGACCCUAUUUUCUUGAUAUGGACACCGGCAGUGCCUUAACUUGGAUUCAGUGUGAUGCUCCAUGCACUAGCUGCGCUAAGGGAGCUCAUCCUUUUUACAAGCCGGUGAAAGCUAACAUUAUACCGCCUAAGGAUUCUUUCUGUGUUGAAAUUCAAAAAAAUCAAAUAGCUAAAGACUGUGACUCGUGUAACCAAUGUGAUUAUGAGAUAGAAUAUGCAGAUCAUAGCUCUUCCGUGGGAGUGCUUGCAAGAGAUGAACUUUAUCUAACCGUUGCAAAUGGGUCUUUGGCCCAAUCCAAAAUUGUUUUUGGUUGUGCCUAUGACCAGCAAGGUUUACUUUUGAACACAUUGAGGAAGACAGAUGGAAUCCUUGGACUUAGCCGGGCGAAAAUCAGUUUGCCAUCUCAAUUGGCAAGCCAAGGAAUCAUAAAGAAUGUGAUAGGACAUUGCCUUGCUGCAGAUGCCCGUGGUGGCGUGCCUUAUUGGCAGAUGGCGUGGGUCCCCAUGCUUCAGAGCUAUGAUUUGAAUUCUUACCAGACAAAUAUAGUGAAGGUGAGUUAUGGAAGCAGACAAAUUGGAUUAGGCAAUGUCAGGAGUGGACAAGGACGUUUAGUUUUUGACACUGGAAGCUCCUAUUCGUACUUUACUGAAGAAGCAUAUAAUAAUCUGGUCGCUAUAUUUAAUGAUAUUCCCAAUGAAAGCCUUGUCCGUGACAUGUCAGAUACAUCAUUACCCAUUUGUUGGCGAGCCAAAUCCCCUUUAAGAUCUGUUGAAGAUGUUAGACAGUUCUUCAAACCUUUAAACCUUCAGUUUGGAAGCAAGUGGUGGAUCGUCUCAACAAAGCUUCAAAUUCCUCCUGAAGGGUACUUAGUGGUGAAUAGCAAGGGUAAUGUGUGCUUGGGCAUCCUUAAUGGAAGAGAAGUACAUGAUGGAUCCACUUUUAUACUUGGAGAUAUAUCCUUACGUGGUCUGCUAUUUGUAUAUGACAAUGUGAAGGGGAAAAUUGGGUGGGUUCGAUCAGAUUGUGCAAGGCCACGAAAGUUUGUAACUGAUACUCUAUACUGACUCAGUUCAUUAGAAUCAGGCGACAAGUAAUGUUCCAUCAGAUUCUAGCAAGCCGGUACAACAACGAGUCUUCUCCUUGCUAGAAAAGAAAAAAAAAAGGAAUUCUUGUCCCACUAUUUUCUUGCAAUGUCUACUAUUUUAUUUCUGUGUAACAUAAUUCUUAGUCACAAAAAAAGGGUAGACAUUAUAUAAAAGUUUUGUAUAGCAGGUUUUAAACCAUCUUGUGGGUUGUCCUAGUAUUAAUAAGUUUAUAGUGGUGUUUGCAAAA